CUUGCGGAGGCUUGCGCGGAAAGAGAAUGUGGGUAACGAACGACCUUUUGCCGUUAGGAGCAAGCAGUGCGGGCCGUGCGUUUGCAGGCAUCGGUCGGAUUGUUUCGUGAUACCUCGUCCUCUCGACCACCUGACAACCUGCAAAAAUUACGUAAAUAUUGCAACACUCACGCAUUGAUUAUAAAACGUUUGUAUCCAUUUCUAUGUUACGCCAACGUUUUCCAUUCACGGCAGCGAGUCGCGGCCGCGGACCUAAGUGAACGUAUCGUGCCGUUUCUACUUAUAUUUGAAUUGUGCGUUUCUUGUUUAACCCUGGUGAUUAUUUAUACUGUAUAUUGUAAUCUUAUUCUGUGGAGUUGGUUUUUCUUUACAUAAACUUAACGUCUUUGUGUUGUGUUUGCGGCUUGAUUGGAUUUUCACACAAGUUAUAGAUGUGAAAGGGCAGUCGGGAUUUUUCAAAUGACCGUGAUUUGUACACGGCAGCUAUGACGUAGUGGAGGAACUAUAAAAGUUCGGUGACAAGUGAGAACAUAAAUGAAACGGUGAAAUAUACAACAAAAUGGGAAGACGACGCUGGAGGAUUGUUACUAUCGCAGCGUUCCUGCUUUUUAUAAUUAAGGAUACACAAUGUCAAGAUGAAAACGACUACUAUUACACACCAGUGGAGAGAAGUUUUGCUCAAGUUCAACCGUCUCUAUUUCCGAAUACAAGGCCUUCGUCAUUUUUUGACAAUGGUGAUAGUUUUAAAGUUUCACCUGCUGCUCAUCAAUCUUUAUUUAACAAUGGGCGUUUACCUAGUCCUGGAUAUAAUCAAAAUCCUUCACCUUUCCAACUACCGAGUGGAAGAAGUCAAUCAGGCGCUCAGUACUAUAUCAAUCAACCAGAGAUUAGUAACUCUCAGCGCCAGAGGUUUAGACCAUCACUACCCUUUAACAAUCAAAUCGUACAUCCGGCAUCAACAAAGAAACCAGACCUUCAGCAAAUACAUUCUGUAGCCUAUCAAAAUGACCCCACAAAACAAGAGACCUUUUUAGGUCAAAUAACAAUAAACAAUCCUGAUAUUGAUUUCCUUCAAAAUAAUAGAUUUAAAACUCUUCCUUUCGAUAGCAAUAGCUUAAGAAGUAAUGGACAAAGUGGUCAUAUCCCACGGGAAGAAGAUAUUGAAAACGACAACACAGACCUCUUUGAUCAACAUAGAGUAACAACAUACAAUCCAAACAGUUUUAUACCUAAAAACAAAUUGAACGUUAAUCCUAAUAAUUCACGAUUUUCGCAUUUCAACACUCCUGUAACGCCUAGUAAAGCAAGCAUAGCCGACAUAGAAAUUAACAAAUACCUUGUAAGAAAUCAAUCAAAGGGAAUAAAAAAUAUUCCACAACACGAUGCCUCGUCGACAGAAUAUAAAUCACUUUUAGAUAUAGAGCCUUUACUGGAAGAUGAUAUUAGUGAUAUUACUUCGUUCAGAGAAUUGUUGAAAAAUAAUCAAAAAUCACACGAUGUCCAAGUGAUUACAGCUAAAAACGAAUCUGACGUGGACGAUAGCAAAGCAGACGCAAGUUUUAUGAGUCCUGAUAACACCGUAAAGGAUAUUUCGAAAGCACCCCUUUUGGAUAAAAAUGUUAAUACAACAUCUGUAUCUGCUACUACUCCGACAUCUUUAAGUGCUGAUCUUAAUAACGGUGAUGACAGCGAAGAAUUAGAUGGCAAAGAAGAAUAUUACGAAUAUUAUGAAGAGUCAGAAAAUACUGAAAUAAAACCCACCACAACCACAAAAGCUAUAGAGCCUGUAACUGACAUAUAUGAUGAAUAUGAUGCUACUGAAGCAGAUUCUGAUAAAUACAAUGAAGAUGAACAAGAAAAAGUUGUUGAUGAAGUAACGACAAAUGUUACAAACACUUUUGAUGUUCUUGUAAUGAAAGCAAAUAAUACAAUGGUGAAAGACGACAAUUUUAAAGAAUUUGUAGAUACAACAGUAAUUGAUCAACCGGACCCGGAAACUAACAACUCCACAGCUCCAAAUAUUAAAGUUUAUUCUAGUGAAGAAAUAUCAUCCAUAGAAACGCCAUCUAUUUUAGGGCAAGAAGUGGUUUCUGUAGUUACAACAAAAAGUGUGGUUAAUGGAACCAUAUCGAUCCCCGAUGCGACUGUAACUCCAAGUUCAGCAAGAUCUUCAGAAAUGACACCGCUUGAUUCAAACGACGACCUUCCUCCAGUUACUACGGAAAAUUGGAUAGUUGUUGCAUCUGUGCAAACAAGUCGCAGUGUUUCAGGAGCUCGCUUUCUUCCUUUCCCUACUGUAGAACAAGAAGAAAAAAAACAGGUUCUUACGGAUGAAAAAGAUGAUGAAGAAGGUAUAACUAUCACUAAUGCUCAAGAACAAAUCGGCAUCGUUAAUAGUUCAUCAUCUACCGAAAAUAUAAAUGAUAAAUUAGAUAGCAUUCAAUCAGAAUUAUCAAGCAGUGUGUUGUCGGGAAAUUUAAAUAGCGACAAUAAAAAUAUUGAAUUAAUAACAGAAUCAACGACAGAACAAAUUAACACGACCGUAAGAAGUACAAUGUCUCCAACAACACCAACGUUACCUAAUGUAUUUACAUUAAAAAGUACACAAGUUUCCUCUAUAACCGAAAGGUCAUCUCCUGAUCCGUUACCUGUGAUGAUUAAGAAAUUUACACCACGCAUGACAUCGUCUACUACCCCAAAACCUAGAAAGAAACCAUCUUUAGUGACAAUUGUGGACGAGAUUGCUGGAUUUUUACCUCCUGGCUACAAACCAAAACUAUCAUUUAAAGAUAAACGAACAAGUACUACUACGACCACCACUACAAGAACUACUACGACAACUACAUCCACGGCUCUUCCGAUUACUUUACCUCCAUUGAAAAUCCCAAUUAUAAAUGGGACCCAAGGUAGAUCGUCUGGAAUAAAUACUAAAAAUAAAGUUAUUAUACUCGAUGAUAAAUCUUUACUGCCCAAAGAAUACCGACCAAAAGAAAACAAGCCCCAAGAUGAUUUAUUGAAUAAGCUUAAAAAAGAUGAUAUAAGUAAAUUCCUGCCGCUGGGCUACAAACCUACGGUUGACGAGGAAACACAGUCGAAACAACCAGAAAUAUUGGAAAAAAUCCAGAAAGUAGAUAUAUCUGCUUUCUUGCCUAAAGGUUUUACUUUAAAUAAUACAUCUACAGCCUCCACUACUGAAAUGUCUAAACCAAGCGUUAAAAUACCUGCCAAUGCUGUUCCUGUAGAUCUAUCUGCACUUUUGCCACCAAAUUAUAAAUUAAAUAAAACUGAAAGUGUUAAAAGUGAGGACUUGUUAAGUAAAAUUAAAAUUGCUGACAUAUCUAACUUGUUACCACCUGGAUUCAAACCGAACAUCACCGAAGAGUCCACUGAACCUAGCACAAGUAGUACUAGUACAAAACCAACAGGUGGCAUAAAGCUAGUUUUCCCUUCAAGACCGGGUGGAAAAUCUGUAAGAAAAACUACUCCAAAAUCAACUUUGGAAAUGGGACCAAGUCCAGUCACACCAAAAAUUCAAAAAGGCUGGCCUACUAGGGCUUCUACCGAAUUUACUGGCUGGCCAUCACCAUCCACCACGCCGUUUUCAAUAGAAAAACUUUUAGAAGCACAAAGAAAUGCGACUGCCACGACGCCGUUUAGUAUUAACACCGAAGCAACUACGACUAGAAGAACGACCACAACAACGACGACGACUGUAGCGCCCCCCCCACCGACCACGCCUGGUGUUUGUCGACAUGAAUGCGAUAUAGCAGCUACUAUCAAAAUUGUUGCAGGCGCAAAAUGGGUUCCCGAACUAUUAGACCACCAUACAGAGGAAUGGCAAAAGUUGGCGAAGGAAGUUAAAGAAGAGCUAAAUUCGGUCUACGGAAAAUCAGACCUAUUGAGAAAAUGGUACAAAGAUAUUCGCAUAGAUGGUUUUACACCUGGAUCUAUCUUGGUAGAUUAUUUCAUAGAACUAAAUGACGUUGAAGACAGAGUUGACACAUUGCAGUUAAAAAGAUUAUUCCAUAAAACCCUUAACCAUGCUAAGCCGGGGUCUGUGGUGGAAGAACAAAUAACAGACGAAGAUUUUGAUCCAGAUGUAAUGUUAGGCGACCAGCCCGAGGAGGAUAAAAUGAGAAAGAGCAACGAAAAAAUGACCAAAACUAUCGAUAAAUCAUUUGGAAAAUUGGAAAUGGGAAAAUUUGUAAUGGACCCAGCUUAUACAGAAUUCAUUGUAUUGCCAAAACGUGAAGAUCCGACUAUAGUGGAACCUGGUGAUGAGGCAUUCCUCCCACAAUGGGGUAUUGCAGUAAUUGUUAUUGCGAUGGCUUCACUUCUCUUCGUUGUCAUAUUUGGUGUUACCGUCCUCGUUAAUCGCCAAAAAAGCGCUAAAGCAAAACAGCCAAUACCCUUAAGCGAGGAUAUGCUUCGGGAAUUAGACAAAAGUCAUAUGGGUGGAUUCGAAGAUACGCAUCAAAUGAAAGAACGGGAUCUGCCGUCGUAUCCUCCAUCUGGAAAGAGAAUGUCAACAGCGUUCAUUGAACAGCUCGCUUAUCAAAAUCCCGGUGACUCUUGGAGGUCAGAAUGGACACCGCAGCUGCACAAGUAUAUGCAACACUAUACACCAGACUCUGGACGCGGGUCACAGACUUAUGGAGUAUCUGGAAAUGGCUAUGGAUAUGGAGGCUCUCAACUGUACGGUCAGAAUGGUGCAGGAUCGCAGGUAUACGGAUACACCGGCGAAUAUCCGCGCUCGCACUACUCACGCCGUCGUUCCGACUACGAUAACAACUUCUAGAAACAUCUAGAUAUCUCGAACACUCACUAUCUUAGACUUGACACUCUUGACAAUACCACCCCUUCGAUUUUCAAGUGUAGGGUUUAGUGAAACGAUUAGAUCAGACCAUAUCUUCUAGAAUCAUGUGUUGAUUAGCUACCGCACACCAGGUUGUGAGAUAAAAGUUUACGACGAUUUUAUCGAUGAUAAUCUUGUCAUUACGACAUCAGAAUUUAUUCGAUUUCUACAAUUUAAGUAGAUUUACGAUUUUACAUAGUUUAUAUAUAUUUUGAGUAGGUUUUAGUCCGGCCUAUUAAGGACUGCGUAUAGUGCCAAUCGUAAUAAUUAUCUUGCUUUUGACAUCUUUACAAAUGUAAAUCACUUUUUGGCUUAUUUUGAACAAAUGGUCGGUAAUCGAUUUUCCCUUGUGAUAGUGAAUUUGAAUUAAUUAGUAACAAAUUGAGUAUUACAAAGAGCCAAUUGUAAUGAUUAUGACUAUGUUAUAAAUUAUUAUUAUUCGUCAUUAUUAUAAUGCAUACGACUGAUUGCGCGUGUAAAUAAAUUAUUUUAAAUACUCACCCGUGUUGCAUGAUAUUUGAGGUGAGUCUAUUGUAUUUCUGUAGAUAGAUAUUUUUCUGCAUACCUAUAUUUGCUCAGAACCAGUAGAUUUGUUAGACGGCGGUGUGUGAAUGUGUGCAUGAAAUGCGUAAUUGUGCCAAAUAUUAAAACAUAGAUGUGUGUAAAUAAGAGAAAAAUCGUACAUUCGUUUGGUGUUCAUAAUAUAAUUAAAUUAUUUUGAGUGACUUACUGCCAAUAUUGUGUCACUCAAGAUCGAUUUGGACUUCGCUAUAUUAUAAGGUAUUACUACAAAAUGUACUUGUAUCCUCACGUAUACACCAAACAGCGCAAGUUGAAAAUUAUAUUUGUGUGUUGAAUGAAACUACUAUAUUAAGAACUGUUUUAUGAAAUAUCGUCAAUUUAAACUAGUAUGAAUAAGAAUCGAAAGAUACAUAAUAUAUACUAAUGUUCCACUUAUUUGGUUUAUUUUAAAAACUAGACGAAGACAUUUAUUUGUUACUUGAUUAUGAACAAUAUUAGUUAAAAGAAUUACUUCAUUUUAAAUGUAUACUUCGUAUUUUGAUGGGGCAAUUCUAUUAUCAAAUGGUUAUGUAUCUACCAACUAAUAUAUAGUUUUAAACAUGAAUACAUGAUUCUUGUAUAUACAAUUUUUGUACAUGUAGACCUAUAAUUUAAUUGUAAUCAUAAUUGACAAAUAAAUCAUUAAGAUCCCUAAUAUAGAUUACAGUAUAUG
This is a messenger RNA of Papilio xuthus (Asian swallowtail), 6089 nucleotides long. Its product is annotated as mucin-5AC. Bases 560 to 4798 code for a protein of 1412 amino acids. NCBI's taxonomy places the organism in Eukaryota, Metazoa, Arthropoda, Insecta, Lepidoptera, Papilionidae. The transcript is spliced from 10 exons. The record is from RefSeq and is a predicted model, not a curated record.